Messenger RNA from Sphaeramia orbicularis (orbiculate cardinalfish), 982 nucleotides. RefSeq names its product immunoglobulin lambda-1 light chain-like. Bases 79 to 807 code for a protein of 242 amino acids. NCBI's taxonomy places the organism in Eukaryota, Metazoa, Chordata, Actinopteri, Kurtiformes, Apogonidae. The transcript has 4 exons. The record is from RefSeq and is a predicted model, not a curated record.
UUCAGUCUCUGUUCUCCUCACAUCUCUGUUGUCGUCUCAUCUGGACAGUAAAGGACGUUUACUCCACACACUGACAACAUGCUGGUGACCCUCUGCACUCUCAUCACUGCUCUAACAUAUGUUGAUGCAGUAACAGUCCUGACACAGACGCCUGCUGUCCACACAGUUUCUGCAGGACAAAAGGUUGUUCUCACCUGUAAAAUGGACAGAUUAGAUACUCAAAAUAUCGUCUGGUAUAAACAGGUUCCUGGUGAAGCUCCUCAGUUUGUUCUGUACUUUUAUCAUAGUCACAGUUCACCCACUUAUGGAACAGGAUUCUCCUCUGAUCGAUUUAACUCUAAAUCUGUAUCAAAUAUGGAGUACCAAUUUAUCAUUAAACGUGCAGAGGUAGGAGACACUGCUCAGUAUUUCUGUGAGAAAUGGGACAAUGCUGCUAAGGUAGACAUAUUCGGACCAGGCACCAAGCUGACUGUGACAAGCUCCAGCGUCCCUCCUCCUGUCCUGACAGUCUUCCCUCCGUCCGCUGCUGAGCUCCAGUCCAACAAAGCCACUCUGGUCUGUCUGUCCAGUCAGUCUGGGCCUUUUGCACAUGUGACCUGGUUGUCUGCUGGGAGUCCGCUGAGCACUGGGAUCUCUACCAGCACCGCUGUUCAGCAACCAGACCAGACUUUCCAAAUCAGCAGCUACCUGUCCAUCCAGACGUCAGACUGGAACACAGAUCAGGUUUACACAUGUAAAGUGUCUGUGGGCUCCCACACUUCAGAGAAACACAUCAACAAGUCAGCGUGUCCCACUGAGCAACAGUAGAGGACCAGAAGCACCAUCUGAAACCUGCUUGUGCACUGUUUGAGCUGUGUGGUCUGAACAAGGUUUAGAUGAUACACAACAUGUGUCUGCAUGCUUACAAUCAAUGUUGGAACAGAUGGAGAUAUUUCCAUUCUUUGUAUAAAAUGAUGCAUUCAAUAAAACUGCUUUCAUUCAA